Molecule: messenger RNA, 633 nt
Organism: Haplochromis burtoni (Burton's mouthbrooder)
Lineage: Eukaryota; Metazoa; Chordata; Actinopteri; Cichliformes; Cichlidae
Product: cocaine esterase
Exons: 4
Source: RefSeq, a predicted model, not a curated record
GUCCACACAAAGCUCGGGAGCCUGAAAGGUGAGUAUGUGAGUGUGAAAGGGAAGGAGACUGGCGUCCAUGCCUACCUGGGUGUCCCAUUUGCUAAACCACCCCUCGGCCCUUCCUUGAGACUGGCUCCACCUCAGCCUGCAGAAAGAUGGGAAGGAGUAAGAUAUGCCACUAAACAGCCACCAAUGUGCAUACAACCUGAACGAUUUGCUUUGGCACUGCUUGAUAAACUUGGUUUCUUGUUGGCUGAUAUCCCAGACAUCUCUGAAGACUGCCUUUACCUCAACAUUUACACUCCUGCUAACAGAGCUGAUGAUGCCCAGCUCCCAGUCAUGGUCUGGAUCCAUGGUGGAGGCCUCACAGUAGGAUCAGCUUCAACAUAUGAUGGAUCUGCCCUGGCUGCUUACCAGGACGUGGUUGUGGUUCUGAUCCAGUAUCGCUUGGGACUUCUGGGGUUUCUCAGCACUGGAGAUGAGCACAUUUCAGGGAACUUUGGCCUGCUCGAUCAGAUUGAAGCUCUCAGGUGGAUCCAGCAGCACAUUCACAGCUUUGGAGGAGACCCAGGAUUAGUUACUAUAUUUGGAGAGUCUGCUGGUGGAGUGAGCGUGUCUCUUCUGGUAAGAAUCUACAGUUAG